Neltuma alba is the source of this 953-nucleotide messenger RNA. Its product is annotated as citrate-binding protein-like. The record is from RefSeq and is a predicted model, not a curated record. Lineage: Eukaryota; Viridiplantae; Streptophyta; Magnoliopsida; Fabales; Fabaceae. The coding region runs from base 2 to 742 and encodes 246 amino acids. The transcript has 3 exons.
GAUGAAGGUAGGAAGAAUGGUGCAAUUGUGGAUGUUGCAGGUGAUAGUUUCGAAUCUGAUAAUCCUUGAAGCUUCCGAAGCAUUGGACCCCACGCAAGGAUUCAUCCAUGUUGCUUUGGACAGCUCUAAUUUUAAGAAGUGCAUAAUAUAUGAAGCUUCCGAAGCAGCGGAUCCCACACACGGAUUCAUCCCUGUGGCUUUGGACAGCUCUAAUUUUCACGUGCAAAAGCCCUACGAUGUCCCUGUUAACCAGCGAUAUAGCUUCUCCAAUGGAGUUCACAAGUUAUGUGUCUACUCCACAGACAAGCCUCACACCACCGACAGCCCCACUCUACCUCGGACUGAGAUCCGAAUAGCAGGACAUGAUUACACAUCUGGGGUGUGGCAAUUUGAAGGGUAUGGUUACGUACCAAAUGGAACAAGUGGGGUAUGCAUCAUGCAAGUGUUCGGAGCAAGGCAUCCUCAUGCCACGACCCUUCAGCUUAGGGUUUAUGACGCUUCUCUCAUAUCUUACAUGUCCCCUGUCCUGCUUCAAAACAUGUACGACAGAUGGUUCAGACUCAACGCCAUCGUUGACGUGGCCGCCAACAAUGUUAAGGUUUACAUCGAUGGAGUCCUCAAAUACACUGGAGGUGGUCGGGGACAGGCCACUCACUACUUCAAGUUUGGGGUUUUUACACAGAAUGAUCCUUCCCAUUACAUGGAAUCUCGUUGGAAGGAUAUAAAACUUUUCAGAAAGUAGAGUUCUCUUCUGGAAUGCCUUGUUCUGAUAAUAAUAAUAAUAAUAAUAAUAUACAAUGACUCUCUUUCAAUAAAUAAUAAUAAUUUGGAUAGGCAAUAAUAUAUGACCAAUGCAACUUCUUUAUAUUGAUUUUAGUCGGCAAAUAUAUUUGACUUAUAUGUUACAAGUUUGUGUGUUUGAAUUUUGUUAUCAGAAUAAAGAUCUCUCCUCA